GAAUCGAUUCGCACAUUUGAAUUCAAUCACCUGUUUUAAGAAAUCAUUUUGGUAUUCGAACUGAAUCCAUAUCCUUGUAGGAGGUGAUUUGCGAUUCAUCUGUUUACCAUUGGAUUUUCAGUGUUCUGGUGCCGUUAGUUCAAGAGUCGGUUAUGGAAAAAUUCAAGCUGUCAGAAUUACUGGAGUAUCAAACUGCGUAUACGCAAAUUUUAGACUAUGAAUGCGAACUGGAAACAAUUUUAGCCAUAAAAAAAGAUGAAAACUGGCCACUGAGACGCCAAAUGUCUGCAGCAUGGCUGAAAGGUUUAAGUGAUGAAUACAAAAUAAAUCUAAAUUCCAAAGAGUCUGCUACUAAAAAAUCUAAUCGACUACGCGAAGAAGGAAAUGUUUUUUACUGCUCAAAAUCGCCAAGCAAAACUGAAAAUAUGUUCAAGGCAGGACAACAAUAUACCCUAGCUAUAUUCGCAGCAGCGCCUUAUACGGAAGCGUUGGCUUUAGCUUUUGCUAAUAGAGCAAUGGUGUUGCAAGAAUUGGGGUACUAUAGACAGGCAUAUGAUGAUUGCAUAUGUGCACUUGAAACAAAUCAAUACCCAAUGAGACUUAUACAUAAAAUUAAAAUACGUCAGGCAUUUUGCGUCUAUUAUUUGCAAGAUGCUAAAAAAUUAGAAUUACAUCUAACCGAAUUAGAAAAGUGUGGCUUAAAUGAAAGCUAUAAGCAAAGAGUAGAUGAAUUGCAGAAAGGAUUAAGCUCUAUAGCAAACGAAAUUAUUAAGGAAACACAAGACAAUGACAAGGAGGAUAUGUCACUUACUGAAACUACAGAAUUCAGAGUAGACUCAAAAGAUGCCACUCGCGGAAGAUACGUGGUUGCUAAGCGAGAUAUUAAAUCGGGAGAAAUAAUUUUUCAUGAACGAAUCAGUGCUUUUGUACCAGUGGAGGGCACACAAAUAUGCCAGCAAUGCGGAUCUGUAUUUAUCAUUCCCAUACCGUGUCAUGCAUGUAAUGGUAAAGUUAUUUACUGUUCCCUAAAGUGUCGAGAAGAUCAAGCAAAAGUUCACCAAAAUGAAUGCGUAGGAUAUUGCCUUGGAUUAUUUGAACAAAUAGGCAUUUCACAUUUAGCUUUAAGGAUAUUGUUGGAGGAAUUUCCACAAAUUUCGCCAAUAUUAGCUCAUGAAAGUGAUAUAAAAAACGUGUGGAAAGAGCUAACAACCGAAACAAGCCACUUAAACACUAAAACUGAAGUGAACUAUGUUAAAAGUCUACGAUUGGUUUCGCAUUUCCAAAAAAUGUCCUUGUCCAAUAAAAUAUGGUUUGCUGUUAUUGCUGAUCUAUUAGCUGUAUAUCUAAAAGAGUACACACCCUUUUUUCAUAAUACCAGUAAAAGUAAAAUUAAGCAGAGCGACUGGGAGUCGCUCAUAAGUGCUUUAAUAUUGCGUCACAUUGGCCAAUCCAUUUCAAAUGCGCAUACAUGUUCCUCUAUCGCACCCACUUGUUACGAUAUAAGAUCCUCCACAGUUAAGUAUGGAUUUCUUUUAUUGCCUAAUAUGUGGACGAAGCCUUUUCAUCUACGUCAGGGUAUGUUGCACGUCCUUGGUGAGGUUGGAGAAGUAUCUGCAGCAAAUAUACCAUAUCUUAGUAUGUUGAAUCAUGCCUGUAACCCCACUAUACGUCCAAGAUUCUCAGGAAGGAAUUUCUCUGCUUUGGCUGAUAGGGAUAUUGAAGAGGGUGAUGAAAUAUAUAAUUGUUAUACUUUGACCUAUCGAAACUCGAUGAGUGUUGUUCGAAGGGAUUUAUUGAAAGAAAUGUAUCAUUUUAAUUGCGAGUGCGUGCAUUGUCAGCAGAGUGAUCCUGAUGCGGCUUACCUAGAAUAUCAUUUAUAUAAAUGUCAAAAUCCAAAAUGUGGUGAAAAAUUUGUACCCACGCCUGACAAAGAGGAUUUACAUAUAACGCUCCAUUGGUGGAAUCGAUCAGAAGACGAUGAGACUGGUCUUAGGGAUGGAAUAAUUUGCUCGAUAUGCUCAACGAAACAGAACAUUGAAUGGUAUUUUAGAUUUAAAAGUUUACUUCAACAUUCUAAUAGCAAAGAAAAUCGUUUGGAGCUUUUAAAACUUUAUGAUAAGGCUGAUGGCAUUCUAUUGGGGUUCCACUCAUUAAAGUUACAAAUGGCAAGCGAUUUGGUGAAUUUACUUAUUGAAUGCUAUAAAGGUAGCGUCGAGACCACAGAUCUGGAGUUUUGCAGAUUUGUAAAUAUUCUGAAGUUUGCAAUGAGCGUUACUGCAGAUAAAUGGGGCCAACAAUCGCUUGAAUAUGUAGCUAUAAUGAGUGUAUUGUGGGAUUUAAUAGCUAUGAAUAAAUACCAAUGUACCCAAUUAGAGUUAAACGAUAUGGUGAAAGCACUUGAUGUUGUUGAUGAAGAAUGUAGAUUACUUUUUAUGAAUUAUUAUAAGGAUUAUAUUUAUAAUAAACAAAUAAAUAUGGAGAAAUAAGCAAUUGUUAGAUUUCCUAAUUUGUAACG
Messenger RNA from Ceratitis capitata (Mediterranean fruit fly), 2515 nucleotides. It is a transcript of the gene Smyd4-1, whose product is annotated as SET and MYND domain-containing protein 4. The transcript is spliced from 6 exons. Gene Ontology annotation, molecular function: protein binding. Bases 153 to 2486 code for a protein of 777 amino acids. NCBI's taxonomy places the organism in Eukaryota, Metazoa, Arthropoda, Insecta, Diptera, Tephritidae. The record is from RefSeq and is a predicted model, not a curated record.